This is a messenger RNA of Ruditapes philippinarum (Manila clam), 3197 nucleotides long. Its product is annotated as hemicentin-1-like. The coding region runs from base 404 to 1975 and encodes 523 amino acids. The record is from RefSeq and is a predicted model, not a curated record. The transcript is spliced from 12 exons. Lineage: Eukaryota; Metazoa; Mollusca; Bivalvia; Venerida; Veneridae.
UUUUUACAAAACAGUAUACUACAGAAAUAUGUUAUAAAUAAACAAAACCAAUGUAAUGACGUGAUUAGCACGAGGCAGAGUUCUGUUACAAAUCAGUUCAUUUAUCUACGGGAUCUUUGCAUUCAUUGUUUUUGUAGUGAAUACCGGCUAUCCAUUGGUGAUCCGCGAGGAAUGAUUCACACAGGAGCGGUGGUGGACAGCUACUAAAUAAAUACAUAUAUUAGUUUAAAAGCGCAGCGUUCAAUACAUCACCGCAUGUAAAAGUUAACAGACUAAGUGAACAGUGCUCUACUUUACAAAUCACAUAGAUACUGUCUUUAUAUUUCACGUAAUAACUAUUAAGCUAUAACGCGUUGCAAAAAGCGUGCAUACUUUACGUAGGGAAUACAUAUCAUUAAGAAUAAUGCAUGCACUGGAUUUAUUUGUUUUCUGUUUCUUUGCGGGAAUACAGUUUCAGGGUAUUCAAGGGGAAUUUUCAUGUUUCAAGAAAUAUCGAAGAAAGAGCAAUAACUGUGGAGGAUUAGUAAAAAGAAAGAAUCUGCCUGACCCAGACACUUGUUGCUUAGAUAUAGGUCAAGGAUUCUCCCUCCUAACAUUGGAUAUACAAGGAAAAAACAAAUAUACAUGUGUAUCUUGUGAAGACUGGGAGAGACAGAAAGGUGGCACGGAAACAACAACAGCAAUAACACAUCAAGAGGACUUUCAUUGUUUCCGGAAGUACCGAAAGAAACAUCAGCAAUGCGGGGGACCAAUCAAACAACACAAGAUAUCGACGGCGGAGGAGUGUUGUCUUGGCAAAGGAAAAGGCCUCACUACAACUGGAUUGGACAAAGUAGGAAAGAAUAAAUACACGUGUAUAUCGUGUGAAGAAUGGAGGAAAUCACGUGAACAAUCAACAACGGUUCCAACCACAACAACAGAGAGAAAGUCCGAUGAAUGGGGUCCAUGGGGUGAUUGCAGCUCCACGUGUGGGACCGGAUGGCGGUCACGAUACCGACAGUGCAGUGACUGCGAGGAGACGCAGGGAUUGAGCAUGCAAUCAGAACCAUGCAUCGUUCACUAUUACUGUCCAGUCGACGGUCACUGGGGAGAAUGGAUGACUUGGAUGACGUGCACGGUAUCGUGCGGGGUCGGAAUCCGGCGGCGGGAGCGGUUCUGUAAUAGGCCGAGACCAAUGCACGGCGGUGAGAAUUGUGAGGGGCCAAUGUUGGACGAAGAAUCGUGUAAUGAGGAGCCAUGUGCAGUUGAUGGAAACUGGGGCCUGUGGACACGAUUUGGUAUGUGUUCACGAACAUGUGGGCGUGGCGAUAUGACAAGAACUAGAGAAUGUAACAGCCCCGCCCCUGCUGGUGGUGGCAGACCAUGCCGAGGGAGGAGCGUUGAUACAAGGCGUUGUGAAAGACGGAAAUGUGCAAUUCACGGAGGGUGGUCAACGUGGGAAGGGUGGAGCAGUUGUCCGGUCACAUGCGGCUCCGGUGCACGUACUCGAACACGUGCGUGUAAUAGACCGAUACCUAGAUUUGGUGGACGUCACUGUGAUGGAUCAGAAUUAGAUACAGAUAUCUGUGAUAUUGGAACACCAUGUCCAGUGGAUGGAGGUUGGUCAGAAUGGUCAGAUUUCGGAAGUUGUCGAGCCGGACCUUGUCAAUAUGGUCAUCGUAUAAAGACACGAGUUUGUGAUAAUCCUAGACCUCAACAUAGAGGGCGCAUGUGUCGAGGCCGCAGCGUAGAACGUGUUUCUUGCAAGAACGAGCAUGGAUGUCCGGUUGAUGGUGCUUGGUGUGAUUUUGGUCUAUGGUCUCCGUGCAGCGCCACCUGUUUAGGUUAUACAUCGACACAAACACGCUCACGUGCAUGCCAUUGUCCGGCGUCUAAAAAUGGCGGCAAAACAUGCAAAGGUGAUUACUUUGAAACCAGGGAGUGUUCUGGUGUUGUACCAUGCCCAGAGUCACCAACAGUAGACAUUGAUGGUUGAAAACCAGGGUCCAGACCGUUAGUCAUUUUCAACAUACAGCAGACGACAGGAAAAUGAUUCAAUAGUUUGAAGAGGACUGUGCUUUGAUUAAGGGCAGACAUCCUUAUUUAAAAUGAUUUCUGUAUCGUUGUUGUUAUUAUUUUACUUAUUUAUUAAAGCAGCACGCCUCCAGAUUCAUGUUAAUUUUCAUGAAAAUUUUGGAAAUGUAUCUAAAAGUAAAAUAUUGUGAGAUGAAUAAAGCAAUUUCCAUAUUGCAAUUUGCACUUACAAUCCAAGAAAAUUACCAAAUAGUGGUCAACAUAUGCAAAAACAGCCUUUCAAAAAUGCAGUCGUAUGUACAAUCUACAGAAAAAUAUUGUGACUUGAUUGUUAAAUUUUCUUAACUGGUUCUGUUACAGUUGUUUUAAUAGAGAACACGAGGUCAUGUUACUUCUAUGCUUACUUCAUCUAGACCAAUAAUAAUGCAUCGUUAGUCAGCAGGCGAAAUAAGUUAGUUUGCAAAUUUGCACGAUCCGCCUUAAAUAUAAUAUUGUACAUUUAAAAGUUGGAAAAUUAUAGUCCAAAAAAGCAUCCGUUGCACAAAAAAAAAAUAUUUAAGGGUUGAAAGUGAAUUGUUAGUGUCGUCUGCAUUUACCCGCCAUUUUAUGAUAAAUCUUCCACUCGAUCCGUUACUUAUUUCUUUUUUAAUGGAAUUUACUUGUUAAUUUUUUUAUCAUAUACGAUUUUGUAAAUUUAAAACACAAAAUGCAUAUUUUUAUUUUUAAUAUUACUAUUUGCCUCAUUUUAGAGGGAAAAACGUGUAAAUUGUAAAAUCAUUGUGCAUUUUAAAUGUUCUUUAUAAUUUGGCAAUGUAGCUUAGGCCAGUACAGAUGUAGCUGUUGUUUUUUGUUGUGGGUUUGCUUUUUAUAAUCUUAAAAUAUCAAUAGCGAACUAAAGAAAAAACGUUUGGUAUUUUAUUUGUAAAAAGUUUUUUUUUUUUUAACUUUUCUUGAAGUCAGUGGCAUUUUUAGAAUUUCAUGCGUAAAAAUGCUGUACUAGUAUUUUUCAUUUUAUUCUAUUCCUGUUUUUCAUGUGUUCUAAAAUAACAAUGAAUGUAUAUACCUUUUUAGUGUUUAUUUUUCACAUAUUUCUUUACAUCGAUUUAUAAUUCAUUUUUAUUAGAUCAAUUGCUUUUCUUCACAUUGUUAAAUAUCUUACUAUUGAUAAUAAAAUACAUUGAAUA